This is a messenger RNA of Lucilia sericata (common green bottle fly), 551 nucleotides long. Its product is annotated as pupal cuticle protein G1A. The transcript has 2 exons. The coding region runs from base 63 to 452 and encodes 129 amino acids. NCBI's taxonomy places the organism in Eukaryota, Metazoa, Arthropoda, Insecta, Diptera, Calliphoridae. The record is from RefSeq and is a predicted model, not a curated record.
GCUGUACUGCUAUAAAUCCCUUUUAAUAUUCGAAAAUUGAUUUAAAAACAAUUCACAUCGAAAUGAAAUACAUUCUCUUGUUGCUGCUGGCCAUCGCUCUCUGUCAUGCCGCCCCAGUUGAGGAUAAAUCCUCCACUUCCUCUUCGGCUAAACCGAAACGUGGUUUACACUUGAGUCUCGGCUAUCAUGCACCCCUGGUUGCCUCCUCCUAUGUAGCCGCCGAACCAACCGCUAUUUAUCAUGCUGCUCCCGUUCUUACACACGAACCUAUCCUAUCACAUGCCCCACUCAUUUCCCAUCAUGCGCCCGUCUAUUCACAUGCCUCCCUCAUUCAACAUGCUCCCCUGCUAUCGCAUACACCCCUAAUUUCACAUGCUCCACUUAUUGCUCAUGCACCCGUCUAUUCAUCGUCUCAUAUUUUGCCCUCAAUCCAUUCAAUUCAUCACUAUUAAGAAGAAGGGGCUUUGUGUAGAAGAUUUAUUAUUUAAAUGGAAGCAUUAAUAAGUGACAAGUUAAACGAUUUAUUUUAAUAUAGUGUUUGUUGUUGUAAA